Beauveria bassiana ARSEF 2860 is the source of this 1344-nucleotide messenger RNA. RefSeq names its product oligomeric Golgi complex subunit 5. Gene Ontology annotation, cellular component: COG complex. The coding region runs from base 1 to 1344 and encodes 447 amino acids. The record is from RefSeq and is a predicted model, not a curated record. Lineage: Eukaryota; Fungi; Ascomycota; Sordariomycetes; Hypocreales; Cordycipitaceae. The transcript has a single exon. Gene Ontology annotation, biological process: intra-Golgi vesicle-mediated transport.
AUGGCUGCUCCAACGUAUUGGCGCCCAGCAAGCCCUCAAGACGGCAGCGAGCCAUCCUACAUCGACUACGAGACAUUCUUAUCACCCGACUUUUCCGCAACCUCUUUUGCGAAUUCCCUAGUUCUGGCCACAAAUAAUCCCCAAGAUACGCCUCUAGACCUCUCCACGCCCCUGUCCCGUGUUCUCUUUGACGCGCAAGAGAUUGACUCACACAUCGACCUUCUCACGACCCGGUCGGCCGUUCCCCUCCUAGAGCACACAGGCUCGCAAACAGCGUCCAGUAAGAGAAUAAUCAAUGAGCUCGAUGCCCAGCUGAGCAGCCUGAAUGGUAGCUACAAGCAACUCGAGAAGGAGGUUAUCGAUAAGCAUGCUGAAGCCGAAGAGGUCCGUCAAGUUGCGCUGCGCUUGUGGGAGACACUUUCGCUCAGUCAAUCAGCUGCCAGAUGUUUUCAGCUGGGCAAGACGUUGGAGGUCCAAACAGCAGAGCUUGGAAGCUCUGGCUUCGAUGAAGACCACAGCGCGCUAAUACGCUGCUCUUAUACAAUAUUAUCACUACGCGAGAUUCUGGAUAGCAAGGCGCCUGGAGAGGAAGGCCACGACCUCCAGAAAGUCGAUGCAGUCCGCAGUCUCCAAGAUACUGUCAUGAAGCCAAUCGAAAGAUCCGUCCGCGAAACAUCUGAGCGAUACGUCCGCGAGUUUCAAGUACCUGAAAUAAUGAGCUUUGCCCAAGUUGAGCAAGCCAGAGCAAGGCUCACGUCCGCCCUCACAUCACUUUAUUUACUAUCGCCCACACUAGGUUCAAAGGCCGAGAAAUGGACUCCGCGACUGCUGGUUCAAGCCCUCGAUACGUACAUAAGAUCGUCUUUGCAGACAAGUAUUACUACGUUAGCGCGCUCUCUGGGCCAGCUUUCCAGCCUCGACAAAGCUCUUGGAGAAGUCACAACCAAGUGCCAAACUAUUGUGGCCUUGGAGCUUAUACUAGAUGGAAUUAGGCCACCAGCUCAUCCCUUGCUCGCCGUAUCACCCGGUUCUCAUAUGCCAAAUCUCCUCCAACCUCUGUUGGGCCAGCUGGAAACAGGCUCGCUGGCAUCAUACUUUUGGCGGACUAUGGCGGGUAGCCUGUCUACACGUGUGCAAGACAUUGUCGCCCGUGGGGGUGUUGUUGCUAGGACACUCAAGGCCAACAAGAACAACGUCGGCGAUGCAAUAAGACAAUCUGUGGGUAGAGGUUCUCGACUUCCUUCAUCGUUCGUCGGACCUAAAACAAAGGCCAAAUCGGACAUUAGUUGGGAUAGAGAAAUCGCUGUGAUGGUUGGUAGUGUAGUCAACAACCUUGGCAGGUGA